CACGGGCCUUUUAGUACAGUAUUUGCCUGUCGUUGCAGCUGUGACAAUCAAUAAUUUUUGGGGGCUUCUUUGCCCAGAAGUGAGGAGAGAUGUGGGGCUACCAGCCCGAGCCGGGCAUUUUGUCCCCCGACGACAAUCGCAGGUUCAACGCGCCUUUUAAUAUGGCCACGAUCAAGCAGGUGAUCAACGAGGCUGUCGAGCGGGUGCGAAUGCCCACCCCGAUGCGGCUGAGGGACCUCAUCCGUCAAAUCAGGGCUGCGAGGACGGCCGCUGAGGAGAGGGCCGUCGUCAACAAGGAGUGCGCGUUGAUCAGGGCCUGUUUUCGGGAGGACGACUCCCUUUGGCGGUGUCGAAAUCUGGCCAAGUUGCUCUACAUCCACAUGCUCGGCUAUCCGGCACACUUUGGGCAACUCGAGUGCCUCAAACUGAUCGCCUCGCCCAGGUUCACUGACAAGCGGAUAGGCUACCUGGGGGCCAUGCUGCUGCUCGAUGAAAGACAGGACGUCCACCUGCUCAUCACAAACAGUCUCAAAAAUGACCUCAAUUCUUCAACCCAGUUUGUGGUCGGACUGGCCCUUUGUACAUUGGGUGCUAUUGCUUCGCCUGAAAUGGCCCGAGAUCUUGCCUCAGAAAUCGACAGACUGGCGCGCAGUCCCAACGCUUAUAUUAGGAAAAAGGCAGCCCUGUGUGCAUUCAGGGUGGUGCGAAAAGUGCCUGAGAGCAUCGAAAUUUUCCUUCCAGCCACCAGAUCACUUCUUACUGAGAAAAACCACGGUGUUCUAAUUACGGGCGUGACUUUGAUCACGGAAAUGUGUGAGAAAAGCCCAGACACGCUUGCCCACUUCAAAAAGCUGGUGCCAAAUUUGGUCAGGAUCCUGAAGAACCUAAUUCUGGCUGGCUACAGUCCUGAGCACGACGUCUCUGGUGUCAGCGACCCGUUCCUGCAGGUCAAAAUUCUGCGCUUAUUAAGAAUCUUAGGCAAGGGUGAUGUCGAGACCAGUGAAGCCAUGAAUGACGUCUUAGCACAGGUGGCAACAAACACGGAAACAUCUAAAAACGUUGGCAACACAAUCCUAUACGAAACCGUUUUAUCCAUCAUGGACAUUCAAUCCGAGAGCGGACUGCGCGUUUUAGCCAUCAACAUAUUAGGCCGAUUCCUACUUAAUAAUGACAAAAAUAUCAGAUAUGUGGCAUUGAACACGUUGCUCAAGACCUCAGCCAAAGACUUAUCAGCCGUGCAGCGCCACCGAUCAACUAUUCUUGAGUGCCUCAAAGAUCCGGACGUUUCAAUUCGUCGACGAGCGAUGGAACUGUGUGUGGCCCUUGUCAAUCACAGCAACGUCCGUUCCAUGGUUGCCGAGCUUCUUCUCUUUGUCGAGCGCUCUCCUGAGCCCGAAUUUAAAUCGGUCUGCUCCUCACACAUCAUGCACUGCGCUGACAAGUAUAGCCCUGAAAACCGGUGGCGACUUGAUACUUUACUGAAAGUUAUUGUUGCUGCUGGAAACAAUGUUAGAGAUGACGUUGUCAGCUCCACCAUUCAACUCAUCUCUGAUUCAUCUCGAGACAUCCAAGCAAGCAUCACUGCAGAUUUUUGGCAUGAGUUGUGUGAUGACAAGAUGGAUAGGCAGCCUCUGGUACAGGUUGCCAUGUGGUCGUUAGGAGAGUACGCUGAUAUUUUGUUAUAUGACUCGGAAUAUGCAGGAAAGCUUAACGAGGAUGAAAUUUUGGAUGUGUAUCAACGCAUUUUAUGGGCGCCACAAAAUACGAUAGUCACCAAACAAUACACCCUCCUGUCACUUGUAAAACUCAGCACCAGAUUCCGAAGUGCCACUGAAAGGCUUAUGCAAAUGGUUAAAAUUUUUGGUUCGCAUCUGAACAUUGAAAUGCAGCAAAGAGGUGUCGAGUUCACUGCCCUCUUCAGCCAUCCUGAUCACCUGCGAGCAAGUCUGCUCGAACGGAUGCCGCCCAUUCCAUCGUCCAAACCCAAGAUGGACGAAAUGGGAGGUGGAACUCCGGAGAACGAGAGUCUGGUGAUUGAUCAGGUUGAGGAGCCGCAGGACUCUGGUAGUGCCCUGCUUUUACUGCUUGGAGGCUCGACCGGUGACUCGUUUGUUGCGCCUGAGACGAAUGUGAACUCGAUUGAGAACAACCAAGACUUGCUAGAUCUGCUGGGAGGCCUCGACGGCCCCUCGCUCAACAACUGCGACAUUCCCAAGGCUCCAGUCAAUAAGCCAAUUCUAACUGUAUUUGAAAAAGACAACUUGAAAAUUAACUUUGAAGUGGAGCUUUUGAACGACGGAGGUUACGAGAUCCUCAUGACUGCAUACAACUUUAGCAACAACCAAACCUUGGACAACUUUAUUCUUCAAGCGGCAGUCCCCAAGACAUUUGUGCUUAAAAUGCAUCCAGCAUCCUCGACGCAGCUGCCACCCACAGGCGAGAUCAACCAAGUCAUCAGUAUUAAAAAUCCUUCAAAUGGCGUUCUUCGAAUGAGACUGAGAAUUUGUUAUUCUGCGAAUGGACAGACCGUCACAGAACAAACUGAAGUCAAUCAGUUUUCUCCGACCUCUUGAAUUCCUCAAUGUGAUUAAUUUGUAUUUAUUAUCACCGCUGGGACUUGUAUGUUAUUAGCUGUUGGGUUUAGAGCGCGUCAAUACUAAUAUUAAUAAAACGGCAUUAUUUUUAAAUUCA
Neocloeon triangulifer is the source of this 2691-nucleotide messenger RNA. RefSeq names its product AP-1 complex subunit gamma-1 (gene AP-1gamma). The coding region runs from base 90 to 2573 and encodes 827 amino acids. The transcript has 12 exons. Lineage: Eukaryota; Metazoa; Arthropoda; Insecta; Ephemeroptera; Baetidae. Gene Ontology annotation, molecular function: clathrin-cargo adaptor activity. Gene Ontology annotation, biological process: Golgi to vacuole transport; intracellular protein transport; receptor-mediated endocytosis. Gene Ontology annotation, cellular component: AP-1 adaptor complex; Golgi apparatus; membrane coat. The record is from RefSeq and is a predicted model, not a curated record.